Molecule: messenger RNA, 1803 nt
Organism: Zea mays
Lineage: Eukaryota; Viridiplantae; Streptophyta; Magnoliopsida; Poales; Poaceae
Exons: 4
Coding region: 207-1532 (441 amino acids)
Source: RefSeq, a predicted model, not a curated record
AUAAAUUCGAAUCCAAACGCGCGACCGUCGCUGCUGCGGCCGUGGGAAAGGAAACACAGAAAAAAGGCCAACGCCGUCUUCUCGUCGAGGCCAGGGAAGGAGGUGGAGCGCAGCAGCCUGCGCUCGGGUUCCCCCUCUUCUCGGUGGAGGCGCAACGCCUCCGGGACCCGGACCCUGUCAGCAAAUAUCAGAUUCUUCAAGGGGGAAUGAUCACGCACUACGUGCUGACAGGGUCGCCUGCACAGGUCCAGAAAUCCACGUCCAAGCCGCCGCCCUCGCCUCCGGACAAGGGCACACCUGUGCCGGUGGCUCCUGUUAGGACACAGACGUCCCCUGCAUCACUCUAUGCCACGCCUGAGAGCACCACCCUGCCUGACUCACCUUCCUCGUUCCCGGGAACCUGGUCGCCAUAUAUUAUCAACCAUAAGAGGCGGGGGGCCUCCCUUGCCAAGACCUCUCGGGGUGAUGUUGGAAGUGGGGGCAGCCAGCCGAAGCUCCAGGUGAUGCUGUCCGCUUUGCCCAAAGGGGGUGAACCCACUGCAGCGGAGGAGCCUGAGUUUGCUUUUCAGCAAUCAGAGAAUGGUCAAACUGAAGGUGACAGUGGUGUGGAAGAGGCUCCCAUCUAUGGAAAAAAUGAAAUGCUACUAAAGGACAAGGGAUCUAUGUCAGCCAAAAAUGAGCAGGAGCAGCCUGAGUUUGAAUUUCAGCGUGGAAGUCUUGAAGCAUCAGUGAGGUCUGUUAACGUUGGAAGGCCUUUGAUUGCUGGAGCACCAAAAAAUGAUGAGAGUGACACCUUCCUUGAACUUCAGGAUUUGAUUAGUGUGUCUAGCCAUACUGAAGCUGACGGUGCUGGUACACAAGAGCGGUGGUGGAAGCCCAGUUCCCCGCUUGGGACCUCUGUUGGCACACCUGGUGCUGAAUUCUAUGAUGCGUUUGAAGAAAUAUCAAGUGAUGGUGGAACUCGAUCUUUACGAGGCAUGGAUGAUGAUCUCCGUGAACUGAGAUUAAGUCUGUUGAUGGAAAUUGAGAGGAGGAAUCAAGCAAAAGAAGCACUUGAGAUCUGGCAGAAGGAAUGGAAGAAGCUGAGUCACCACCUAUCACAUGUUGCCUUAUCGCUUCCAUCUCCAUGUAUAGCUGAGGAAACUGAUUAUUCAAGUAUGGAUCCUGGAGCUGAGUUGUGCCAGCAAAUAACUGUUUCACAACUUGUCGCUGCUGCUAUUGCCCAAGGUUUUGCUCGUUCUGAAGUUGAAUCAGAGAUGGAAACCGUGCUUGCAGCAAAGAACUUUGAGAUUGCAAGGCUGUCGGAUAGGGUCCAGUACUAUGAAGCUGCAAACAGGGAAAUGUCUCAAAGAAACCAAGAAGCUAUCGAGAUGUCAAGGCAACAAUGUAAGGAGUGUAAGAAGCAACAGAAGUGGCUCUGGGGUUUUGCUGGGCUUGCAGUCACCCUUGGUGCCACAGCCAUCGCCUGGUCUUAUCUACCUUCAUCACAGCCCCAAACUAGUGCAGAUUCAAAUAGUACCACCAGCGACUAGAGCUAGAUGAAGACAUCUCAUUUUCGAAGCUUAACAAAGCUCUAACUAUGCCCCAGAGGAAAAAAAGGUUGUAUAAGCUCUCUUUUGGUGAUCGGCCAUGAUCGCUACUGUCUUCAUUUGUUGCUUUGUCUGCAAAAAUGUUGGAUGGGCCAUCUCCGUUCAGGAUUGGCUCCAUUCCAAUCACCGUAAAUCUCUGCAUAGAAUCAUAGAUGGUUACUGGUUGAGAAUUUAAUACAAGGAAUGUGGAUAUGCUUAGUAUCAUGCCCACUAA